GACCGAAGGGCCAAGGCUACCCCUUGUCCAGUGGUCCAACCGGAGGCCCAGAAGUACACGAGCCGUACCAUGGCAUCUGAGGAGCACCAGCGGGACCCAGCUGUGGGGGGCGGGCGCCCCCAGGUUUUUGCGCAGACAGAAGGAGGGAGGCAGCCGAGCGCGCAGCCGCAGCAGACUGGCCAGCAGCAGAAUGGCCAGCCGCAGCAGCAUGUCCAGCGGGACCCGCCCGCGCCUAAGCCUUUCCCAGGAGGUAGGCAGCCCGGCUUAGCCGCUUUGGCCGCAUCUGCAUUCUAUCCGCCGCUUAAUGCAGAGCAGCUAGAGACUUUGGAGACUGGUUUUGGACCGCUUUACAACAGCCUGGAAGAUAGACCGCUGUCAGAGUUCGGCAGCAGUUUGCCUCCCCUGUCUUUCUUCUCCGAAAUCGAACAGCUGGCAGCGACAAUCACGUCAGAUUUGCCAAAAGACGACGACGUCCCUGAGCUAGAGGACCCAGUCGAGCCAGAAGGUGCGUGGGAGGAGGAGAACGUAGACAUGUCUCAGAACCACCGCCGGUUUGUGCCAGAUUUUGGCAGAGCCGAGUCUUCUUCUUCGUCGGAUGGUCAGUCAGAUGAUCCAUCCUAUCAGCCGUCAGACCAGGAAACUAGUGAGGGCGAGUCUGCGGAGUCGGCAGCGGAAGAGCUGGACAGCCCAGAGACACCGCGUGACCCUCCCCCAGACCGUUCCCCCAUCGUCGAAAACCUGCGUCGGCUGUGCCAGCGGCAGCCCCGCUACGACCCGAACCACUCUGAAGUGGGUUCGGACAAUGACAUCCUGCACCCCUGGUCCUCCACCCACAUCAUCAACGACCCCCAAGACUACCCCUGCUUCUGGGAUGACGUCCCCGGGGACGAGCAGCGGCUGAUCGGCGACGUGGUCUUCGUCGUCCAGCGCCGCGUCCCCACCCAGGGCUCCGAGAAGCACGCUGGCAAGGUGGACCGCAAGCUCAUUGCAAUCCAGCGCAACUUCUUCGUCAUGGGCGACCGGGAGGCCGCCCAACGCUGCGUCAGGUACAUCCGGACAGCUGACCGCCUGGAGGCUGAGUUCCGGUGCCGCCGCGAGGAGAGGGAGCCUGCCCCGGCCCCCAAGCGCCCCAAGGGCGGCCUCUUCACGAUCCUCAGCAGCCUCGACACCCGGAUGGCCAACGUCGAGCAGCGCCUGCCGGACCUCAAGGGAGCCGGCCCCUCAUCACCGCCCCAGCCCAGCCCUUCAUUCGCCUAG
Klebsormidium nitens is the source of this 1257-nucleotide messenger RNA. NCBI's taxonomy places the organism in Eukaryota, Viridiplantae, Streptophyta, Klebsormidiophyceae, Klebsormidiales, Klebsormidiaceae. The record is from the annotation of a GenBank genome assembly.